UUUUGGGUCAGCGCACCGCGCGCAGCCGCGCAGUGGCUAUACAGUGCGGCAUGCAGCAACUAGCAACAAUCAACGGCGUUGAUCUCACUCCCUUGAAAGGUUUUCUUGGGCCGGAGAUUGGUAAUGAAGUGAUCGAUGUGAAGAGUUAAAGAUGUCUUCACUACUACGACCAUCUUCGUGGAUGGCACAUGCUAGUGUCUAUCACCAGCUAAUUGCUACUAAGAAUCUACUGUUCGGCCGGUGCACAUUGCUCGCAAACAGUCAUGUGACUUGCUCAGCAUCUGCGAUUGGUCUUGCAGCAACCAUUGGGAAAGAGACCACAGGUGGACAGUUUUUCAUUUUGAAACGAUUCAUGGCGACGAAGAAACAGACACUUCGAAAAGACACCAAACAGGUUGCUCAGAGGGCGCCGGGUACCGGGCAGGGAGAAGUGGCCAUUGGCCAGAGAGUUGUACAGGCUGGUAAGGAUGUCAGCUAUAUGGGUGUUGUCAUUGUCGGCAUCGGUGUAACAGCCAUCAUGUUUUAUGCAAUUGGUAGGGAGUUAUUUGCCUCCAGUAGUCCCAAUGCCGUCUACACCAAAGCCUACAAACUAUGCAACAAAGAUUCAGAGAUUAUUAAAGAGCUGGGUGAGCCAAUUAAAGGCUUUGGAGAAACCACAAGGAGGGGCAGAAGGAGGCAUGUGAGUCAUUUAGAGUAUGAGCAAGAUGGAGUGAAGCACAUGCGAAUGAAGUUUUACAUCCAAGGUCCAAAGAGGAAGGGAACAGUGCACCUAGAAGUGAAAGAGGGAGAGACAGGCAAGUACGAGUACCGCUAUUUGUUUGUGGAGUUAAACGGCUACCCUCACAGGACUAUCGUACUGGAGGACAACAGAUGAUUAUGAAUUGGAUUUUCUCUAUUGGAUUUGUGCGUAAAAAUUUAGGGCGCUAUAUAUUGUACUUAGAAGAAGCUGUGGACACAUUACACUGAUGAUUCGCUUGUUCAGAAAUCAAUAUUGUGUAUCAAUGGCAAAGAGACAUUGACUGAUAUGCACCUGAAUUGUCAGCACCAGAGGACGUCGUCGUGGGGGAAUUCGCCAACCCUUUUUUGAAAAUUGUCUUCUCCCUGCCACUUUUUAAUUGCCAGCUACAAUGUAUAGACUUAUGCACUGUGCUCUCCCAUUUGAAGAAAAGUUCUGCCGACCAAUCGCCAAAGUUCGACACAAUAAAUCGUCUUCCUAUGAAAAAAAAUGAACCGGUCGUAGUCUCGGAGGUGAUUUUGCCACGUUUAUGCCAUUCAAAGGCUGCAGUAAUCCCCCGUUUUAACUUCAAAUGAUCGGGGCCCAGAUUGCAAUCAUGUUUGGUCCUUAGUUUAUUCAGUAGAUACGCUCUUCUUUAAAUAAAGAUAUUUUUUACUUUUUGAGGUCUGCUUUGGACUUUUUGGAGCUCAAACAAUGCUUGGAUUAUUGUCUCUAAUUGUUGGGCACGAUUGGUGUGAUAUGCAAGUUUUAACUCGGAAUAAAAAAAAAACAUAGAAACUCUUUUUGCAACACACAAGUAGACACAGCUCUUUAUUCAUAGAAAAAAAAACAAAUUUUGGUUUGUACAUGUAACAUUGUCUUUAUAAAAUUUCAAAUGUUUAAUUUCAAGAAUAAAUUAUGAUCAACAUA
Messenger RNA from Patiria miniata (bat star), 1645 nucleotides. RefSeq names its product mitochondrial import inner membrane translocase subunit Tim21-like (gene timm21). Gene Ontology annotation, biological process: protein import into mitochondrial matrix. The record is from RefSeq and is a predicted model, not a curated record. The transcript is spliced from 7 exons. Gene Ontology annotation, cellular component: TIM23 mitochondrial import inner membrane translocase complex. Lineage: Eukaryota; Metazoa; Echinodermata; Asteroidea; Valvatida; Asterinidae. Bases 152 to 874 code for a protein of 240 amino acids.